AUGUCAUUAUCGGCACGAAACUGUCGACAUGCUUUUCGAUCUUUUACCAAUCUAUUUCCAUCGUUAUUCUCUUCACGUCUUGUCGGUCACUGCCGCGGAAUUUCACCAAAAGUAUUAAAUCCACUUGUGUCUUGGUCAAGCGUGAGAAGUCUGCCGGGAAAUAUUUCAUUUUCAUUUACAUCCGCCACUGAACCAACAAAGAACUACGUUACUGAUGCUCAUUACAUAACGGACAUCGAUGGGUCCAACUUGACGGGAUUAGAAAGUAUGCCCAAGAAUGUGCAACUACCGCAAGGCGGACCAAUCUCACGAUACAAUGUACUUGUUGCCUCUAGAAUGGUAAGAGAGGAUUCAUUUCAGCGUAGUAUUGUUAAUAUCCUUCAAGAUUUGCAUAAUCGAUUAGCAGAUUAUGAUCCCCCACUCAUCAUGGAUGCUCGAGAUGAUGUGAACAUAUCCAUUUUUGGCAAGAUUUCCAGAUUGUUUAAUGCGCCUUUAAAAAGAUCCUACUUUAACAGUCCCAAAGGACUGUAUCUAUACGGUGAUGUUGGAACCGGAAAAACUAUGUUGAUGGAUCUUUUCUAUGACUCCUUGCCCGUCAGACGCAAGCGCCGUGUUCAUUUUCAUGCUUUCAUGUUAGAUGUUCAUGCACGCAUUCAAAUGCUUAAGCGGACCAAUUCCGACACUUACGAUCCAAUUCCUCCUAUUGCCACUGAUCUGGCAAACAACGCUAUUGCGUUGUGCUUUGACGAAUUUCAAGUUACCGACAUAGCAGAUGCAAUGAUUCUACGGCGUCUCAUCGAUGAGCUCUUCAAUCGCGGAGUUGUGAUGGUGACCACCUCAAAUCGGCAUCCAGAUGAUUUAUACAAAAAUGGAAUUCAACGCAAUAGCUUCAUACCAUGCAUUGAACUGCUGAAGGAGCGAUGUCAAAUACAAACCCUUAACUCGGGAAUAGAUUAUCGUCAAUUGUCCAAGGAGACAACGGGUUUAUACUUUACUCCGCUAAAUGAACAAUCUAGAAUUGCGAUAGAGAAUGCAUUUAAGAGAUUGACGAGGGGAAAACCGGUUUCCGAAGAAAGAUUGAAUUUCUGGGGUAGAUCAUUGGUAGUACCCCAAGCAUGUGACGAUGUGGCCAAAUUCACCUUCAACGAACUAUGCCAUCAACCUCUGAGUGCUGCCGAUUACUUGGAACUCACUAAACGUUACAACACCAUCAUACUCUCGGAUAUACCGAGGUUGUCUUUGAGCAUGAAAAAUGAGGCUAGACGAUUUAUCACGUUUAUCGAUGCAAUGUAUGAUACAAGAUCAACGCUAAUUUGCUCAGCGGAGGUACCAGCAAAGGAUCUUUUCUUUACUGAUGAAGAUACAGAUCCUACUCACGCAAUCAACCACGAUUUAUUAGACGCCUUAGAUCUUCACGCACAUGACCACAAGUCAAUUCCGAUAUUUACCGGAGAGGAAGAAGUGUUUGCAUUUGAGAGAGCGAUUUCCAGAUUGAUUGAAAUGCAAGGGGUAGAAUGGACAAGCAAAAUGAUUUUAAAGUCAAGAGCCGCCGGUUCUCAUCCUCCUGUUGAAUACAUGGGAUGA
This is a messenger RNA of Acaulospora colombiana, 1584 nucleotides long. NCBI's taxonomy places the organism in Eukaryota, Fungi, Glomeromycota, Glomeromycetes, Diversisporales, Acaulosporaceae. The record is from the annotation of a GenBank genome assembly.